AGUGUCGGGGAGGCAGAGGGAGCAACAUCGGCGUCGUACGCGGAGCCUCACAGCAUCACAGAUCAAACUGAAACAACGUGACUAGACUCGAUAUUUAACAACCAGAAGACAAACCCGUCAUCUCACCGCCUUUUCUACGCUUUCUUUGUGUUAUUUUUUGGUCCUGGAGGGGAACGGCGAGCGAGGCUUCACUGCGGCUAAUCAAUUCUCCUCUUCCAGACCUGGGAAUUACAAUGAAAAAUGUAGGUGACACGUUUUCUCUCACAAACCAGGAAUCACAAUAGCGAGGACGGCGACAGAAAGACAGCAGGGGGGAAAAUGGUGACGGGUGCCGCAUCUAUAGGAUCAGCAUCCUCUCUGUGGAGCCCCUGCGUAAAAGAAAAACAGUGUGGAAACUGGUGAACACGUGGAUGCAAACCUGUGAGAGAGAAAGAGAGACCUGCAGAAAACAGAGCUGGAAGCCACUUUGGAUGUGGACUGGACCGUCCCUGCACCACAUGGAGGUCUCCUGGGGGAUUCUCUCGGCUGUUUUUUAAAGCCGAGGCUCCUCACUAACUGUCCCCGCUCCUUUUUCACACUGUUUUUACUUCUUGUCGGGACUCUGAGGCUGAAGAACCCGCCUCGUCUGCUGUUUUGUUCUAAGCAAGACCAAAACCAGGUGCCAAACUGACUGUGUCAAGAAGAAGAAGCAAAAAAAUCUUUGAAACUAGCCAUCACCAAAUCACAAGAAGAGUUAAUUUAAGCUUUGAGAAACCUGAUUAAGUAACAAAAGGACAUCUUUAUUUAGUUCCCCUGUCCACCCACCACCACAUUAACACACCCUGCCAUCCUCCCAUUAAAGUCUCAUUUAAUCUCUUAUAUUUUAACAAACUUUAUAUCCGUUGUCUUCGCUCCGUGUUUGCAUCGCUGCCGCUCUUAAAGCUGAGAGACGCUGAUCAGUGCAUUAUUGGUUCAAAGUGCUUUAUAAACAGAUCCUCCAGCUUGUAGUUGUGUGCUGCAGGAGAGGCGGCGUGGCGAGCAGCGAUAACCGUGCCGUGGCGCCGUCUGAGCAUUUUAAGUCUUUGGCGGGACGGCGUUUGACUGACGGGCAACACGAGCCGCGUCUAACCUGAUAAAUAUAGACUCCACCGCUGCUGCUGCUGCUGCUGCUGCUGCUGCUGCUGCUAUCUCUAAGGCUUGGAGAUAUUUUAACCACGUCUCAGUCUGCGCUGUGAAACACUGUUAACACUUUGCCUAUCUCCUUCUUCCAGUUGCUUACACGAGAGACGCCUCUCGCUCUUUUCUUCGUCUUGUUUCUUCCACGUGUGGCGCUCGAUUUACACCGAACAAACCUGAAACAGCCCCUUUAUCUAAUCCCAGUGACCUCUUUUUUGCAUUCUUCCUUUUAAAAAAAACAAAACAGAAAACAAACAUGCAAUUUAAAACCUUUCACUGUAUUUACAUUUGUUGUGGGAGUUUGUAACCUAAAGCCAUACUGAACACCAGCCAUACAAAUUCUCAUUUACAACAAAAACACCCGAAAAUGUUUCAGAUUUCUUCCGCGGAGUGAUCUUCAGACACAUCGGUGCACAUUCAGGGAGUCGAUGAAGAAACUCGUGAGAAGAACCCUAAAUUUCCUACGUUUCGGAUGAGAGAAACGGCUUGUUUUUUCUGUUGUUUUUUUUAAUACACGUGUCUUAACGAGAUCGUAGUAAAUCUGUGAGCCGCGGUGUCGAGCGUGGCGGUGAUUGUGGCCGUGUCGAGUUCCCGCGUCGUCGUGCUCCUCUGCGUUGACGGAUGAAUCCGGACAUUUUCAUGUCUGUUCUGUGGGCAGAACCUCGCUGCCCUGCUAGAACCGGGCCCAAGCCCUCCUUCGUUCUCUUCUGUUGGGCCAAGCUAAACUCAGAGCAAAGACACUCACACAAGGGCAUCGAACGCACAUAGAUCCUCCUCUUUUUUUUUUUUUUUUUAAACCUUUUUCCUUAAUUUCGUCACCAGUUUCUCGCUUCGUGAAUGCCUUGACAUGCUCAUUUACUGACCUGUCCUCUAGACGCUUUUCUUAAACAUUUGAUGCUGCUUAUUGUUCAUUUAGCAGCUUUAUAAGUCAAACUACCGUCUAAAUUCACUGUUCUGCUACAUUUUAAACCAAAAUUUCAAGCAUAUUGACCUUUACUGACUCUCUUCCUCUUGAACGUUUAACUGGAAGAGUUUGUUUAUUGGCAGAUUGUGAGCCUGGUGUAAAAGAAUUAAGCCACAGCUUGUGCCAAAUUCAGACCGACUUCCUCUCGGCUUGUUUGCUGAACAAAGCCGAGCUCUCUAAAGCUGCCAGCGCUGCUGUUUACAGAUACAGAGCUUCGAGAUUUCAUUUUAAAAAGUAUUAUUUCUCCAUGUAUGAUUUUACAUAACCACGCAGGACAACAGAAGUGCCAAACAAAACAAAACAAGAAUCCACCCGACAAGUUUACAUACUGCGCUAAAUGUUUACAGACUACAUUUUUCCAUUGCAGUUUCUUACGUGAAUCGUAACUUUCGUGCCAUAAACGACUCCCAGAAAACUCUUCAGUCGGAGGUGUAUAAGACUCCUGUUGUGGGGGGGUCGUUCUGUUAAAAAGAGUUUACAGUUUUCUCUUUUUGUUUACAGAAAAUGUAAAAAAGAAAACAAAUAGAUUACUGCCUGUUUUGAUGAAUUCUGGCCCAGAGACUGUAAAACCGUCAGACCAAAUUUAAAAUAUCCGACCACCGCUGCCAUAAAACAACAUUACUUAUAAUCGGUUAUAAUUUCAGAACUACAGCCAUUUCACAGGCAGUUCGUACAGGGCCUAAAAACUCUGAAAGACCUCAAUGUUUACAAAAGCUGCUUAACGGAAGGAUUUGUAUACAGAGAGAAAUGUUUACACGAAGCUGAAGGAGUGAUAUGCCAAACACUUUCAUGAGACAUCGCCUGAACUGAGUGAACUACCGAGAAACUUUAAGCUUUGCUCCACAAGUUCAUCAGACUUUUCAUAUAAAACCUUUUUAUAAAUCAAGGACGCUCGUUAUUCACACCCGGAGCUUCGUGGGUGAAUUCAUUUUAACGGCGGCUCAAGAACUUUGUGAUAAAACAAUGAAACCGACGAGCUCCAGAGGGAUGUUCUGCUUGUCCCUCGCCCUCCUGCUGUCCUCCUGCCUCGCCGCCUCCACGGUCUCCAUCACCACGGAGCGGCGUGCCGUCGAUGGCGACACCAGGACUCUGACCGGCGCCGGUGGCGGGAGCUCUGCCGCAGCAGCCGGUAAAAGGAGCACAACAUUGUUCCGGCUGACUGGGUACAAACCGCCACUGCCGCCGCUCCCCGCCGGGCCCAAGGUGGCGCCCAAAGCGGCCGAGGUGGAGGACGGAGACGAUCCGCCGGCCGUGGCCGAGCUCCCACCGAAGCCCCUCCCUCAGACCAUGUUGCCAAGGAACAUGACGGCCGACGCCCUGAAGCCUCCGCUGGGCGCGGCGCAGGUGGCUCCGCCUCCCAGACAGCUGGUGGACGUGGACGUGUGCAGGGGUUACUACGACGUGAUGGGGCACUUUGACAGCACGUUCAACUGCUCCAAGGGCAGCUACAUCUACUGCUGCGGCACCUGCCACUACCGCUUCUGCUGCGAGCACCAGAGGAGCCGGCUGGACCAGGACUCCUGCAACAACUACAACUCCCCCGUGUGGGCCGACCCGCAGGUCCCCGUCACCGUCAACACGGGCAACAAGCCCGACCCGGACUUCGAGACGCUGCAGCAGCAGAGCAGCAGUACGGGCUACGUGAUCGGAGGUGUGAUCUCCUUCACGCUGGUGGUGGCGGUGGGCGUCAGGAUCGCCUUCAGCAAGGUGGCACGGCGACCUCGCAACAGGGACAUCAACAUGCCCAGAUCACUGGUGGAUAUCCUGCGUCACCAGUCGAGCCCGGUGCAGCAGGGAGAGAGGAACAACGCGGCAGUGUUGACCACCACCACCUCAGACGGACGCACAUCCAAAAACCUCUACACCCCCAUCCUGCAGAGCAAAGACAACCGCACUGGGAACUUGCACCACCAUUUUAACCAGCAGGGGUCUGCCUCCAGCCCCAAACACUCUGCUACCAUCGAGCGUGGCGCCCGCAUGAACAACACCCCCCAGCUCUCCUCGGGUCCCACCCUGCUCUCCAGCAGCAGUAAAGGUCCCGGUGGCGGCGGCGGCAUCAUCGGCGGCGGCAUGAGACACAACAGCAGCCACCCGUCCUUCUCCCACUCCUUCCACAACCUCGCCCAGCUGCCGCCGUCCUACGAGGCCGCCAUGAAACCCGAGCUGAGCCGCUACAGCUCCCUGAAGAGGCUGGAGAAAGAACUUGACGAGUACUCCGGCUACUACAACUCCAAGCGGCGCUCCAACAACGCCCCGCCCACCUUCUACUCCUCGCAGCACUACCUGCCGUGGGGCGGCGAGUACACGCUGGGCUCCCGGGGCACGCUGCCCCUCCACGGCUCCCGGCCCCGCCUCCACAUCCCCGCCUCCACGCCCAACCCGUACCCGCUGCCCGCCCAGACGCAUUACACCAGCUCCUCCUUCGACAGGCCGCCGCGCCGCGUCCGCUCCCAGGACCAGCUGCUGGCGUUCGGGGAGGGGAACACGCUGUCCCGCCUGUCCAAGAACCAGCAACACCAGUACUACAAAGCCAUGAUGAGCACCAGCAGGGGCUCCAACUCUCAGACGCUCCGCAGGUCCCACGAGAGGCUUCUGGUCUCCCCUGACCGCCUGGAGGACCGGCUGAUGAUGGGGCUGAUCAUCAGCGGAGGAGGCGAGCGGGGCGGAGGCAGCGGGAUGGUGCCCACCAUGGGCCGGCUCAGCCACCACCAGAAGGCCCAGUCCCAGCAGAACAUCUGCGUCACGCCGUCCAUGGACCGCCACCACAUGAUCAAGAUGAACUCCCACCCAACGCCGGGCCACGACCACGACAGAGACCGGGACCGAGACCGAGACCGAGACCGAGACCGGGACCGGGACCGGGACCGCAGCUCCGGCAUGGGCAUGCACGGCGGCUGGGACCACGGAGGAGGAGGAGGAGGAGGAGGAGGACACCCCAACGCCCGGCGGAUGGCCUUCGCCAACAAGAGGCAGAACACCAUCGAACAGCUGCACUUCAUCCCCGGAGGAGGAGGAGGAGGGGUGCAGGGACUGCGGACUGGGAGUAAGAACGAGGUGACAGUGUGAGAGGACGAGGGAACAGAGAGAGAGAGAGAGCAGGAAGAAGCUGUGAAGAAGCUGAGGAGGCAUUUAGAGGGAAGAUGAAGUGGAGAGAAGAAGUGAUGAAGAGGUUUGAUCUCCGCUGGCCGCCUCACAGGGCUGCACACACACACGGCCCCCCCUCCCCUC
Centropristis striata (black sea bass) is the source of this 5347-nucleotide messenger RNA. It is a transcript of the gene shisa7b, whose product is annotated as shisa family member 7. The transcript has 10 exons. The coding region runs from base 3083 to 5185 and encodes 700 amino acids. Lineage: Eukaryota; Metazoa; Chordata; Actinopteri; Perciformes; Serranidae. Gene Ontology annotation, biological process: regulation of short-term neuronal synaptic plasticity; regulation of AMPA receptor activity. Gene Ontology annotation, cellular component: postsynaptic membrane; dendritic spine membrane; AMPA glutamate receptor complex. The record is from RefSeq and is a predicted model, not a curated record.